Gaeumannomyces tritici R3-111a-1 is the source of this 717-nucleotide messenger RNA. RefSeq lists its product as hypothetical. The transcript has 2 exons. Bases 1 to 717 code for a protein of 238 amino acids. Gene Ontology annotation, molecular function: acyltransferase activity, transferring groups other than amino-acyl groups. The record is from RefSeq and is a predicted model, not a curated record. NCBI's taxonomy places the organism in Eukaryota, Fungi, Ascomycota, Sordariomycetes, Magnaporthales, Magnaporthaceae.
AUGCCCGGGUCACCGGCGCUGGUCUUCGCGGCCCAGGCCAAUUUCGUCGAAGGCGGGCUCGUCUUAACGGUGGGGAUCCACCACGCGGCUGGCGACGCUGUCGCCCUCCAAACCAUCCUCAGCACCUGGGCCGAGAACACGGCGGUGGCGGAAGGCGGCGACUCAGGCGCCUUCACUGUGUACGACACAGAGUCAAACGACCGCAGCAUCCUGAUGGACGGCGUUCCACCAUCCGAAGACACGGCCGCCGAGGCCGCCGCCUUCUCGACGCACGACGCGCUGUCCGCCAUGCUAUGGCGCGCAAUUACGCGCGCGCGGACUGGGGGAGACGCCCCCGCCCCUGUUGACUCGGCCUUUGCGUACGCCAUCAACGUCCGGCCGCGCGCCAGCCCCCCGCUGCCGGCCACGUACGUCGGCAACGCAUCGAUGUUGGGUCUCACGAGGCGGCUGUCGGCGAUCGAAACCACCUGCGGCCCGGGAGGCUUGGCGCUUGCCGCGGGCGCGAUCCGGGCGUCGCUAACGGCGCGGUUCCCGGACGCCAAGCAAGACGGGACUGCUGCGACUGAUGCGGACGGCCCAGACCGGGUGGUGCGGGCCAUCGGGCUGCUUGGUUCGCGGCGCGACCCGACUGACUAUAAGAUGGCUUACCGCGCGUUCCUGGGGCCGGACGUCGUCGCAACGUCGUGGGCCAACAUUGCCGUCUACGACACGCUCUAG